Messenger RNA from Caenorhabditis briggsae, 1302 nucleotides. It is a transcript of the gene Cbr-hpo-31, whose product is annotated as Protein CBR-HPO-31. Gene Ontology annotation, biological process: RNA processing. NCBI's taxonomy places the organism in Eukaryota, Metazoa, Nematoda, Chromadorea, Rhabditida, Rhabditidae. The coding region runs from base 1 to 1302 and encodes 433 amino acids. The transcript is spliced from 5 exons. The record is from RefSeq and is a predicted model, not a curated record. Gene Ontology annotation, molecular function: nucleotidyltransferase activity; RNA binding.
AUGGAUCCAAUUGAGCCGAAGCUUAUGAAAAUAGAUAAUGAAGAUUUUCGAGCUCUUUUCACCCCGCAACUCUUGAAGCUCCGAGAUUUAUUCGCCAAACGAAACUACGAACUUCGAAUCGCGGGCGGUGCAGUCCGCGAUCUUCUAAUGAAUAUUCGACCAGCUGAUGUUGAUUUUGCAAGUACUGCAACGCCAACGCAAAUGAAGGAGAUGUUCGAACAGGAGAACAUUCGAAUGCUUCAUAAGCGAGGAGAGGAACAUGGAACGAUUACUUGCCGAAUUGAUGAAAAGGAGAAUUUCGAGAUCACAACACUUAGAAUUGACGUCGUCUGUGACGGAAGACGUGCGAAAGUGGAGUAUACCACUGACUGGCAACUCGACGCAAAUCGUCGAGACCUCACUAUCAAUUCCUUGUUCCUCGACCUCCAUGGAAACGUUGUUGACUAUUUCGGCGGUAUCGGAGACAUCGAAACUCGUCGCGUGGCUUUUGUUGGAGACGCCCGUCAACGCAUCCAAGAAGAUUAUCUUCGAAUUCUGAGAUAUUUCCGAUUUUUCGGACGUAUUUCCAACUCACCAGACCAUGAGGCAGACACUAUUCAGGCUAUCAUUGAUAACAAAGAUGGAAUGAGUGGAAUUAGCGCUGAAAGAAUCUGGACUGAAUUGAAGAAGAUCGUGAUUGGAAGAAUGGCAGAUGAUGUUGUGAAAGCGAUGAUUGAACAAUGCGAGUUGCAAAAGUACUUGGGCUUGCCUGAAGAAUGCAAUAUUACAAGAUUCCGUCAGAUCUUCAAGCGUUUCCCAAAAUCCGUAGAGCCUAUGACAAUGGUUGCUAGUCUCUGUGAAGGUGUAAAGCAGAUUGCACAGUUUCAUAAAAUAACAAAACUAUCAAACGACGAACGUUUUCUAGGAGAAUUCAUCUUAAGAGAGCGAGAGGCCGCAUUGGAAAACAUGAAUAACGAUGACUGGUGGAUCGAUCGAAUGGUCGAUUUGGAAGUGCGACCUGGUCACGAGAACCUUCCAGAUCGUCUCCGCCUUCGACUUGUUCAACUUGCAAGAAGUGUUUUAGCUGAUGACGAACGAAUCGAGAUGCUCCAGAAAUUCACACCUCCACAGUUCCCGAUCACAGGGCGAGACUUGAUGGAAGCGGGCGUUCGAAAAGGCCCAGGAGUGAAGAAUGUUCUCAUCUACCUCUACGAAUUGUGGAAGACAUCCAGGUUCACAUCAACCAAAGAAGAGCUUCUGGAGCGGGCCAGAGACUCGGAUAUACCAGAUUUAUCCAAGAAGCCGAAAUCUCCGAUGCAUUAA